Chara braunii is the source of this 1575-nucleotide messenger RNA. Lineage: Eukaryota; Viridiplantae; Streptophyta; Charophyceae; Charales; Characeae. The record is from the annotation of a GenBank genome assembly.
AGACGGGAAGAGAAUCCGGCAUAUCGGGGCAAGAGGUUGGAGGGAAUGAGGGUGAAGGGAUGGGCGUUGUCCGCGACAGCUCUAGCGGGGAGCCGACUUCUUCGGAGAAGAAGCGCGAGCGACAGAGGAUGGUGCGGGAGGAAGUGGCGGAAGAAAUCCGCCGCAUUGAAAGGAUGAAAGGACAUUCGGAGCCGAUGAUUGGCAGGGAUGGAGGUGACGUCAGAGAACGUGCCUCGGGAAAGAGGACGCCAGGGAUGUGUGGCGGACAAGAACAAGGAGUCGAAAAGAGGCUGUCGAAGGAAGUGGGUGCAGCGACAAGUAAGAAAGCGAGGAGGCCCGACGGUUUGACCAUCCGCGAUGGGAAAGCUAUGGGUGGAGGAGAUUCGGCUCAUCCGGGGGCUGCCACCGCGAGAGAACCUUCAAAGAAAUCCAAAAUAAAACUCGUAGCUGAAGAAGGUGAUGGCCAGAAGAAACCUCAGAGGAGGAAGACUGUUGAGGGGGCGAGCGGUAGCGAACGGGCUGUCGGUAGGCAGUUCAACGAAGCGGCAACGUUCGGGCUCGAGUACGAGCGGAACGAUGACGGUGAGAUAGUGGAGAAGGAGCUCCCCGUUCAACUGUUCAUCGACCCUAAGAAGGUCUACGACACCCCGCCAUGGGAAAGAUAUUACAACCGCCGCAGUCUCACCCGUGAUGGUGUGGAGGACAUCAAGGGUGCGAUGCUAAGGCAGUUCCACGAGGAAAAGGGGAAGAUCUCGACGAAGAACCCUUUGGUUCUGGCACCCAUCUACAAGUCAGUGAUGCAGGAGGCGGAGAGAGCUGAGAGGGUUCACAAAGAUGUCUUCAAGCCAGAGGACAGGGACAAGUACUUCUAUUACCCUGUCAACGGGCAAAACACCGUGGCUGUUGUGAAGGAGUUGGUCGGUGAACAAAUAUUCGAAUUGUGGAAGAUGCACUCGUGGCCGGCGAGAGUAGUCUGGUUCUCCGACGAAGACUUCGGGGUGUAUUUGCAGGGCUCACUGGACGAUGGCACGCAAAGCGACAACGCUCGUUUUAAGGAGCACGUCGCUGCCAUUGGCAAUGCGUUGAGGCAGUCGAUGUCGCUCGUGACGGCCGGUGAUGACGUUGUCCGCAAAGGCAUGGAGUUCUACGAGAAAUAUGCGGAGGGGAAGUUGUUGGGCGGCAACGGGAAAACGCCCUUGUCGAAGCCGGGCAAAUACAGGCCAGACAAAUCUCCGGGUCUUCAAGCAAUUCCGGAAAUGGGCACGAAAGGGGCGGUUGGUGAAACGAAGAUGGGGUGACUGGUCAAGGUCCCGCCGCCUCUGACCAAAAAGAAAACGCAAUCGAACGACAAAUUUUUCGUCGUAGUGAAGGAGCCGGACAUGUUCUUUUGGCAGUCUCUCACCGACAUGAUCGAUGCCGAAAAACUGUCAAUCCUCGACGACAUUCGCGCACUUAGGGGAGUGUUCGUGCAAUCGACAGGCGGGCAUCCGAAACGUCAACAUAAGCCUGGAAUUAAAGACAUGGUCGCGACGAGGAAAGUGGACCGCAUGAUGCUCCGCAUAUUUCAUUACAUCU